Molecule: messenger RNA, 2385 nt
Organism: Pelagomonas calceolata
Lineage: Eukaryota; Pelagophyceae; Pelagomonadales; Pelagomonadaceae
Source: the annotation of a GenBank genome assembly
AUGGGGAGAGGCUGCCCAAACGCAUUGCGGGGCUCGUGCGCGACCGCAUCAAUUGGGCACGGACUCCAAAUGGCUGCAGCGGACGCCGACGACGCGUCCCCUUGUCGCUCGUCGGCAGCCGUAGCGGCAGCACUACGGACGAGAGGCUACUGCUACCUGCAGCUGUCGAGCGCCGAACGACGCGCAACCAAGAAGCUGUUUGAUGCCGCCGCCGCGUUCCACGACGCCGACGAAGGCUGGAAGGCCCUCGCCCAGCACCAGCCGACGAAACGCGGCGGCUAUUACAAAGCCGGCGAAGAGCCGACCUAUGACCAGUCGGACCCAGUCUCGGGCGUGGAAGACUUCUCUGUCGUGUCGACGGGCGACGACCAGAUCUGGCCGGAGGGAGAACGAGGCGACGCGCUGCAGGACGCUGCUUUGAGUUACCUGGACGUCGCCGACGCCGCGGGGCAGGUUGUCCGCGAUGCGCUCGGCAGCGUCCUGGCGCCGACGAAGAAGCGCCGCCGGCGUGCUGAAGCGCUCGAGGCGACGCCGUCGAUGCUGCGACUCCUGCGCUACCCGGUAGCGGGUGGCGACCUCUCUGCGCACAGCGAUUUUGAAUGUUUCACGUUCGUGCACCAGCGCGUGGCCGGGCUCGAGGUUCAGGUCGACGGCGUCUGGCGGCGUCUGGCGGCUUCGGCCGACGACUCGCAUUGUGUCCUUCUCGCGGGCGACGCCGUCGAAUAUGUGUCGGGCGGUGCCGUGCGCGCGGCGAGGCACCGCGUCCGGUCAUCCGCUCCACGCGAUUCAAUCGUAUUGUUCCACGCGGCGGCCGACGACGCCGUCUUGGAGCCGCGCGCCGGCGACCGGUCCGCGUACGACGCCGCGCGUCGAGCGGCGGACGAGCACUUUGGGUCUGCGGCGCCGUUGACGCAGCGGCGGCACGUGCGGUGCCGGGUUGAGAGGGCGGAGAAGAAUAAGUGAGGUUGUUGUUGUAUUCCUGUACGAAUAUCUAGCGGUUUGUACCCUACUUUAGGUCAUCCUGAAUUUAUUUUUUUAUUAUUAUUUGCGGGGCAAGCCUCCAAGCGGCGUGAUGUGGAGCCCUGCCUCCUCCGUCCUCAAUUUCCAAAUUUAUUAUUAUUACCAGUAGGGGGGUCGGUAACAUAAGUUAGGACCAUCGCGUCCCUGGUACCAUACUUCAGCUGCGUAGGAGACGUCGCCGCCGCGGCCCCGUAACAACGCGCGGAGUGUGCGAGCCGACGAUCGCCGGCCGCCGCACCUCUCCCCUUUAGUCAGCUAACUCCACGCCGCAGCGCAGCCGCCGCCAGCCGGCGCCCGCAUAGUUCUAAGGCAAUUAGUACAGUCCCCACUGUUUCGCCCCCCGCGGCCAUGGGCGACCCCCCAACCACCCCAAGCGGCGAGCGCCCCAUCGCCGCCUUCGACCUGGACCACACGAUCCUCCACAUGCUCGCCGCGAACCAUGUGCCCGACGAGGCCAAGGAGCUCAGCGAGGACGUCGUGACGUUCGAAGUCAAUGAUGUGGAGUAUGCGAUCUCAGUAAGGGUGGGCACGACGGCGCUCUUCGAGGCACUACGGAAGAAGGGUGUCGAUAUUGCGGUCGUCACGUGUAAUUUGAUGGGCGACGAGAUCCUGACCGCGUUAGGUGAAAGGUGCGACGUGUUUGAAGAUGUGCCCGUGCACGUGAUUGAAAGCCGGGAGAAGGGCGCCAAGUGUUUGAAGACGCUAGGUCUCAAAAGAAGUAAAGUGGUGAUCUUCGACGACUCGCUGAACGCGUGGGUCCCGGAGGACCAGGAGUUCGUCUUUGAAGCGUUGCGGUAUGAUGUCCAAGCCCUGGCCGGGUUCCUGAACGAGGACACGGACGAGGGCGACGCCAAGGUCGACACGGAGCUCGGGUACCUUACGUCCAUAAGGGAGAGCCUGCUGUCGUUUUUUGAUGUGGCCAAGAUCGACUUCGACGACGACGCCGCCUCCGACGCGGGGUCCGAGGCCCAGGCGCCGCGGCGGUCCGCGUCGUUCAGCCUGGAGCAGAGCCCCGCGCAGCGGGACCUGAAGCGAGCGCUCUCGGCCGAGGACCCAGGGGGGGCGAAGAAGGCAAAGAUACAAUCGCUGAGCGACAACAAUGUGACGUUAAAUAAACCUGUAGCUGUGGGACAGGACUCAUCAUAGCUGCGGCGCCGCGUCCCCCGGAAGGGGUUCCAUCUGUCAUGUUGUUGCCACCGCUACGUCAUCUUGGUAAAGUAAAUGCGUCGCGGGGUAUCCUUCACAACCAAGCAAGAGCGCUGGCGUCGUCGGUCCCCCCUCUCGUGCGCGCGCGGCGGCCGGUAACGUGCGCGUACACAACGUGUCCCUCUCCCCCUCUCCUCCCCUUGACUAAGACAUUCCCGU